GAAUUAAUUUAUUGAUCAAACUAGAAAUAUGUCACAGUUUGUAAACAACCUAAGUCCAGUCAGAGCAUCUUAUACUCGGAGUUAAUUUUUAAUAAGAAAAUGGGUGAUUUUGGAGAAGAUAGCGAUGAAAGUGAUGGCGAAGGAUGUUUGGGAAAUGUUAAUAGAGUCAUUAUGAGACCGCCUGGACAUAGCGGGAAAGCAAAAAGAGGUCAUUUGUGUUUUGAUGCUUCUUUUGAAACUGGGAAUUUGGGAAGAGUUGACUUAAUCAACGAGCAUGAAUACGAUUUAUUCAUUAGACCGGAUACUUGUAACCCAAAACUUCGAUUUUGGUUUAAUUUUACCGUUGACAACGUGAAACAAGAUCAAAGAGUUAUUUUCAACAUAACAAACAUAUCCAAAGUAAGAAAUUUAUUUAAUUUCAACUUAACACCGUUGGUGAAAUCAACAUCGCGACAAAAAUGGCAAAGAAUCCCGAAGAAAAACGUUUUCUAUCAUCGAUCUCCUUUUCACCAAAACAACUAUGUAUUAACAUUUACGUUUGCCUUCGAUAAAGAAGAUGAAAUCUAUCAAUUUGCUUUAUCGUAUCCUUACAGUUAUUCAAAACUACAAAUGUUUUUGAAAUCGUUGGAAACUAAAGGAAGUAAAUAUGUCAAAAGGGAAACUUUAGGGAAUAGCAUCCAAAAACGUAAACUAGAUUUGAUUACUAUUUCAAACGAAACUAGUGUCAAAUCAAACAAAGUCAACGUUAAACAAAGAAUUGUUAUUAUAAUGGCGAGACUUCACCCUGGAGAGGCGGCGUCGAGUUUUGUUUGUCAAGGUUUAAUGGAAUUUUUAAUCAGUUCCCAUCCAAUACCGACUUUAUUAAGAGAACACGUCACCUUUAAAAUCAUCCCCAUGCUAAAUCCAGAUGGCGUUUUCUUAGGAAAUUAUCGAAGUACAGUUAUGGGGUUUGAUUUAAACAGGUUUUGGCAUGUUUCUUCCGAGUGGACGCAUCCUACAUUAAAAGCCACUUUAGAUAUGGUCGUAAAUAUCGAAAAUAACAAAGAUUGCCAAUUAGAUAUUGUAAUUGAUAUUCACGCACAUUCAAGUUUAACGGGCUGUUUUAUUUAUGGAAACAGUUAUGAGGAUGUUUAUAGAUAUGAAAGGCACACAGUUUUCCCAAAAAUUUUAUCAACGCUCUGCGAUGACUACGUCAAAGAAAACACCAUGUUUAAUUCGGACCAACACAAAUUAGGAACAGCUAGGAGAUAUUUAUGCGCAGUUUUAAACAACAAUGUAAAUUGUUACACGUUUGAAGUGUCUCUAUUUGGGUAUAAAUUGGAAGGAUCAAACGUAAUUAUUCCUUAUACAGAAGAAAAUUAUAUGAGAUGUGGGCGAAAUUUAAUAAGAGCCCUCCUAGAAUAUUACAAAGCCAUUGGGGCAAUACCCGAACAAUUAUUAUCAACGAAAAAGAAAAAAUAUCGGAGAAGAAGAUCGCGGUCAACGCUAAGUUCGAGAAGAGUUUCCCCAACUCGAAUUCCCGCUUCAAUUUACUACAAAGAAUUAAACAUGAAUUACGAAAGCGAUUUUUCCGACGACUUUAAUUCUUAUAGGCACCCAAAAAUUCCAAGCAAGUUCGCCGAAAAACAAGAAAAAAGAAUCAAAAAGGUUGGAGGGGGCGGAAUUAUAUCCACCGGGAUAACAUCGCCCAAAAUACAAUAUUUAGGAACCCCAGAACCGUAUUUAUCCAUCGUAGACUUUAACAUGCUUGUGGAUGAUUUAGAUAAAGUUUCAAAAAAAUAAAUGUCUACACAAUUAGGAAAAUAAACGCAUCAUUUAA
Molecule: messenger RNA, 1819 nt
Organism: Onthophagus taurus
Lineage: Eukaryota; Metazoa; Arthropoda; Insecta; Coleoptera; Scarabaeidae
Product: cytosolic carboxypeptidase 6
Biological process (GO): proteolysis
Molecular function (GO): metallocarboxypeptidase activity; zinc ion binding
Source: RefSeq, a predicted model, not a curated record